GUUUCAUCGUUCUCACGCGUCGAUUCCACAACUGGGUCUUCUUCAUUACAACCCAAAUCUCCAGCUAGAUCUCACCUUUGCAUGUGAACUGAUUUCGCGAGUUUGAUGAUAAAGUUUCAAUUUUUCUUUGUGGGUUGAUUUCAAAUUGUGAGAAAGAUUCAAGCUUUGUUGUCAAUGAUGCAGCAGCAAGAUCGGAUUGGUGAAGAAGUUGAUGAAACAGAUCUUGAGUCUUUAACAAGUAGUGUUCCUCGUAGAGACGCAUCACAUAGGUUUAGUUCUCAUCAAUUCUCAGGAAUGGUGAGACAAAGAGCUUAUAUAUUUGAUGGUGAUGGUAAAUACUAUAACAAAGAAUGGGAUCUUGCUGAAGGAACAGGGAAAGAGUUUUGUUGGUAUCAUGUUGAAUUACCUAAAGGAAAUCAGAAGCUUUCUCAAUCUGCUCAGCAUCUUAUUGAUGCUUUAUGUCCACCAUUGAAGCUUCAAGAUAUUCUUUCUCUUGUUAGUAAUGGACCCUUUUGUGGGCAUGUUGAUGGAGCGCUUGUGUUUAGAGUUAAUUCACCUGGUCCUGCUUCGAGUAGCUUUACGUUUAAGAUUGCUGCGAGGAUUACUGAGAAUUCUGUGAUCACUGUGUCAUUAGGACGAGUUCCUAGGUUAGGAUUCUCGCCUAUGGGUCAAUCGCUUCUCUCAGAAGUUCCUAGUGUGGAUUCUCCUUCGUAUUAUCGUGGUGAGAGGAAGGAAAGAAGUGGGAUUGUGAUUGAGGAGCAUGUUCUUGAAUUCUUGCUGACUAUGAACCAUUCUGAGGAAGCUGAUAACCCUGUUCCAACUUCUGUAUCGAAUCUUGUUGUGCAUAUUAUUGAUACACAUGUUGAUCAGCUUCAAGAUGUUGUUACUAAACUUGAGAUCGAAUUGGAUGCCGUGGAACUCGAAAUGGAUAGAGGUGGAUUUGCUAUGAAGAAGCAGAUGUUGGAUGAUAGAAGGUUCCCGAAAUUGCAUCUCAACUUGCAGCGUCUAUUGCAGGUGAUUGCACAUGGAGAACAAGUAUUUCCAAGAGUGAAAGAAAAAUGUUCCACGAAGCCUUGGUUUCUGGCAGAAGACAUCAACUCACUGGAAGAGUUGAUUGGGCGGUUAAGACGUUUAAAAGAGAAUGUAGGGUUCAUUGCGAACCGUGUGACUGCAAUCCAAGCUGGUUUGGAUAGCUGGCAAGCCGAACAAAUCAACCGAAAGCUCUAUUACCUCUCCUUUCUUUCCAUCAUAUUCCUUCCUCUAUCGAUUAUUACCGGAGUUUUUGGGAUGAAUGUUGGAGGAGUACCUUGGACAGGACAAGACAAACCGGAGCUAGGAGACGGAUUCAGAAAUGUGAUGUACAUCUGUUUGAUAAUGCUGAUUCUAGUGCUGUGCUGCUUCGGUUUUCCAGCGUUAUAUGGUCGGAUAGCUUCUUGGUGGAGAAUGAGAGAUAUGAAAAGAAGUUGGUCUCUUAACAGAAGAUCGUUCCAGAAGAGACCAAACAUAGUCCAAGAAAGAAGAGGCUACCUUAGGCUCUAAACCCUAAACACACUUCUUCUUUGAGUUCUUCAUUUGCUUUCUUUUUACGUUUCUUCAUUUGCAGACGCAUAUACUUCUUGUCUACUUGUAAUUCUUAUGAAAAAACUUUGGGUUCACAA
This is a messenger RNA of Arabidopsis arenosa, 1658 nucleotides long. NCBI's taxonomy places the organism in Eukaryota, Viridiplantae, Streptophyta, Magnoliopsida, Brassicales, Brassicaceae. The record is from the annotation of a GenBank genome assembly.